Molecule: messenger RNA, 2283 nt
Organism: Zerene cesonia (dogface butterfly)
Lineage: Eukaryota; Metazoa; Arthropoda; Insecta; Lepidoptera; Pieridae
Gene: Ent1
Product: equilibrative nucleoside transporter 3
Exons: 7
Coding region: 230-1588 (452 amino acids)
Biological process (GO): nucleoside transmembrane transport
Cellular component (GO): plasma membrane
Molecular function (GO): nucleoside transmembrane transporter activity
Source: RefSeq, a predicted model, not a curated record
UUCUUGCUAGUUGCUGUUGCUUUGUAAUUUGUAUUCUGCGCGAUGCUAUUGCCACCUUUUAUAUUAGUGGAAUUCUGACUUCUGUUAGUGUAAGAAAUGCAUUCACUGCGCUCUGUUGUGUGUUAAGUCAAUAAUAAAAUGCUGCAGUGAUCACUCAGCAUAGUAAACAAAUAUAGUCCCUACGGAAAACUAAAAUUUGAAGUGUAGAGAUAAAUUUUGUUCGGCGAAAAUGGAUAAUACAGGAUCGAUUAAUAACGACGAUUGCAUUGAGACCGUAGAAAAUGAGGAGGACGUUGAUUAUUCAGAAGAUAGAGAAUUGGUAAAUGAUUCCUGCUCUACCAAAGUUUUGGAUAAUACAGAUGAUCCUUUGGAUAAAUAUCGCAUCGUGUACUUUUUGUUCUACUUAUUUGGAAUAACAUCUCUUGUUCCCUGGAACUUCUUGAUAACAGCUAAUGAUUACUGGAUGUACAAAUUUCGCGAUGUGGAGCCGCACAAUCUCACCGUGUACGUGCGCAAGACGCAGUUCCAGGCGCAGUUCACAUCGUACCUCAACGUGGCCACUGCGAUACCUAACUUGGUGUUCCUCAUUCUCAAUUCGCUGUAUGGACACUUGGUUUCCGUAAGGAGUCGUUUGAUCGGUUCCCUAACGGUCAUCACCCUCUGCUUCAUCGUGACCACAUCACUGGUGAUGGUGGACACUGAUGAAUGGCAGAAUACUUUCUUUAUUGUUACCAUGGUCACCGUUGUUAUAAUGACUGCUUCCAGUGCGAUAUUCAUUUCCGGCCUAAUGGGUACAGCGAGCAAAUUCUCCAGAGAAUACAUGGCGGCAGUGAUCAGUGGACAGUCCCUAGGCGGAAUAAUCGCCGCCGUAGCGCAAAUAAUAUCCCUCGCCUUCAAAAUAUCGCCUCAGCACAGCGCUCUCAUAUACUUCUGUAUAGCUGAUUUUAUGGUCGUCACGUCGUUGGUUUCAUACAUAUUUUUGUAUAAGAUCGACUAUUUUACGCAUCACGUUUUGCGUGGAAAUGGCAUGGUGGCCAAUAGGCAUAGGGAGGCGUAUCUCACGAUAGUACUGAAGAAGGUGUGGGUGUACGCGUUUAGCAUAUUCGCUGUAUACGGGAUAACUAUGUGUGUGUAUCCAGCUGUCACUGUGUUAGUGGAGUCCCAUCCGACGACCGCGGGGACCGAUUGGAAUAAUAUAUUCUUCGUGCCGGUGGUCAACUAUCUGAUAUUUAAUUGCGGCGAUUACGCCGGCCGGCUCGUGGCGGGUUUCUUGCUGCGGCCAACAAAUCAAUGGGUGAUCGCGGCAGCCAGCGUCCUCCGUAUCAUCGGAGUGCCAAUGCUGAUGCUCUGCAACGCGCAGCCUCGCAAACACCUGCCCGUGCUCUUCCUGUGGGACUACGAGUACAUCCUCAUUAUGAUUGUGUUCGCAUUCACCAAUGGCUACUUGACUAACAUCACCAUGGUCAAUUCUACUAGGGUGGUGGACAUGCACGAGAGGGAGAAAGCAUCAUCGAUAAUCGUCACAAUGCUUAGCGUCGGUCUGACAGCUGGCGCGUCUGUUGGCAUGCUGCUUGUUCGGCUCUUGUAAACAAAGAAAAUAUACUAGCACGUGUUUUUUAAUAGAAAACUUAUUAACAUAAAGACAGACAAAGGCGUAGCUCAGAUUUCAAAAUUUUUGAUCCCACGUGUACCAUUGAUAGAGCGAGAGAGAAAUAGGAGAGCCGCCAUGUUGAAUACCUUUCUUUGUCUGAUUGAGUUGUUAUAUAGCUGUCUCUUUCUUUUGUUUUGCAUACUAUGAGAUGGCGUUAUAAUUUGAAGGAGAUUGGUCUAAAGUACCAUGACAUGUUGAUUUAUAUUUGUAUUGUUAUAAUGAUAUUUUUUCUAAAUACAUACAUAUAAAUGAGACAUAUAGGGUGAAUUUUUAACAUAUAAUUUUUUAGGGUAGCUUGUAAAUCGUAGUUCUAUUUUAUUUUUGACAUUUUUUUUAUGAUAUGACGCAAUUAAUGUUUAAAUGUGAAUGUAUAAAACAAAUAUAACUACGAUACGUUUAUUACGUUGGUAUGUGUAGAAAAUAUUGUAUUUUGAUCUCAUAUUAAUAUUUAUAUGGGUUAUUGAAAAUUUACCCUAUAUUCAGAUAAAUGAUGUCCAUUUUUCAUUUUAUAUUUUAUAAAAAAAGGCUUAGCAGCUUGUCAGUGACACACUAUCUAAACCUAAGUUUAUGUAUUAACAUAUUUAUUAGUGAAUUAUACCACUAUAUAAAUACAUUUAAGUACAAAUAUUCUA